Messenger RNA from Thrips palmi, 1669 nucleotides. RefSeq names its product CDP-diacylglycerol--glycerol-3-phosphate 3-phosphatidyltransferase, mitochondrial (gene PGS1). Gene Ontology annotation, cellular component: mitochondrion. Gene Ontology annotation, molecular function: CDP-diacylglycerol-glycerol-3-phosphate 3-phosphatidyltransferase activity. Bases 128 to 1642 code for a protein of 504 amino acids. The transcript has 8 exons. The record is from RefSeq and is a predicted model, not a curated record. Gene Ontology annotation, biological process: cardiolipin biosynthetic process. NCBI's taxonomy places the organism in Eukaryota, Metazoa, Arthropoda, Insecta, Thysanoptera, Thripidae.
UCGUGUUCGUCUGCUUGCAGACAACACAACACAUGAUCUUAUUUUUUAGCUUUUCUGAUAAUUAACAUUCAAGUUGGUGCAGAAUUAUCACUGGAAAUAGAUUUAGAGUGUAACAGUAUUAGGACAAAUGCAGAUAUUUAUUCGAAGGAUUUUUAGAUGGUCAUCUAUUGGUAUUGCUUCUCCCUUAAAAAUCUCGACCAUGCAUCAUAAAGCAGACGUCUCUUCCCAGGCUAAACAUGUCCACCUGUCAGCCAAUCCAAUGGAGUUAUCAUUCUUUUCAUGGAUUUGUUCGGUUGCUCCCGCUUUUCCUGUCAGAGCCCAGAAUAUUAAGAUUUUAAGUGAACCUAGUGAAUUUUACGAUGCUCUAUUGCGCAAAAGUAGCACUGCCAAACACAGAAUUGUUGUGUCAUCCCUUUACCUAGGAACGGGACACUUAGAAAAAGCAUUGGUUGAGUCCAUCAGACACAGAAUGGUUGACCUGCAAGGGCAACUCAAAGUUACAUUCUUGCUUGAUCACUGCCGUGGAUCUCGGGGAAAUAUAAACUCUCGAUCCAUGAUAGCGCCCUUACUAGAGGAGCAACCAGAUUCAGUGCAGGUUUCCCUGUAUCAUACAAUAGCACUAAGAGGGCUUCUGCGGUCAAUACUUCCCCAACGAUUCAAUGAAGUAGUGGGCUUACAGCAUAUGAAACUCUAUAUAUUUGAUAAUACUAUUAUCAUAAGUGGGGCAAAUUUAAGUCAUGACUAUUUUACUAAUAGGCAAGAUCGAUAUGUUAUUAUUGAGGAUUGUGAAGAUUUAGCUAAUUUUUAUGUAAACCUUGUCCAUAAAGUAUGCGAGUUCUCUUUUCAACUCCUACCAAAUGGUUCAACAGAGCUUCAUUCUGCAUGGCCACCAGAUUGUCAUCCUUACAAUGGAGACAAAAAUAAGUUCAUUGACAAUGCUCAAAGACAAAUUGAGAAAAUUAUAAAACCUACAACAAUUGAAUCAAAAAAUAUACCAAAAAACACUUCAGACACCUGGGUCUAUCCUCUUGUGCAAAUGGGUCAGUUAAAGAUCCACCAGGAUUCUGAAGUGACUUUGGAUUUACUCCAACGGUCACCACCAGGUUCUCAAAUCCAUCUUGCGACUGGUUACUUUAAUUUGCCUAAACAAUACAUGGACAUAAUACUUAAUAAAUCUGAAGCAACAUACCACAUUUUAACAGCACACCCAACUGCAAAUGGUUUCCUGAAUGCACCUGGCCUCGCAGGGGGAAUUCCUGCUCUAUAUACUCAAUUAGCAAAGGACUUUUUUCUUCGGUCCUGUGCAUUGAAACAGCACAAUCGGGUGCAAAUUCAAGAAUACAUACAACCAGGGUGGACAUAUCAUGGAAAGGGUCUCUGGCUGACUCUACCCGGCCAGCAGUUUCCAUCCCUCACUCUCAUUGGCUCCCCUAAUUUUGGAUCAAGGUCUGUGGACAGGGACCUUGAAACACAGAUAGCAAUUGUGACUUCCAAUGAAGAACUACAAAGCAGACUUGCAGAUGAAAGGAACAGAUUAUAUGGAAAAGGGCAUGAAGUCAAUAAGGCAACUUUUACCAGGAAUGAUAGACAAGUACCCCUGUGGGUAUUUUGCAUAUCAAGAUUUUUCAGACGGUUAUUUUAGGCACAAAAAAUAAAUGCUUCAAAUUUA